AUGGCCGUCACCUUGAAAAAUAUCAAAUUCUAUAAUCCCUAUUCUCUCCCUACACGGCCUUCGAAACGCACGUCUCCCAAUCACAAUCACACUUCAAUCCCUCAUCAUACAUCAAAGAGCACUGAUCCUACCCCGAAUCAUUCCACACUCCCCUUCUCUCCGUUCUCACAACUAGCAUUACCUCACCCCUUACCUCCUCGGCCACCAGCUACCUUUCCCUCCAGUCAUCAUACAGCAUCUGCAACUCUCUAUGUCCCCUCUAGCAUAUCGCAUACACCUGAUCCUCGUCCUGUGUGCAAGAAUGAUUUUGAUCGAGCGUUGGAUGACUUCUUGCCCGCUGGCGAGAAAGAAGAGGAUAGGGAGCCCUCCAGUCGCCUUCCUAUACAAGAUCAGAGGAAUGAGAAUCAUACUCAUACCCCUUUGUCUGAUCCAGAGAUUUUGACCGAAAUGACAGUCAGCUUGCUAUCAUCCAGCUGCACUCUACGGAACCCCGUGACAUCGCUAGCAGAAGCGAAGUCCACGCAUCCAAAGCCACGUCAUGAGUCGCAGCCACCGGAACAGCCCAAUGAUCUCGCGUGCACAACAUGCACAACAUCUAUGGAUACACCGCCGGCAUUCUGUACCUCUGAAUCGCAUACAUCAGCGCCUCACGAACCCAACCAUGAUUCGACGCAUACGACCAUACAAGCCUCCACACAGGAUUCAUCCGUACCCAAUCAAAAACCGGUCUCAGUUCAUAGCCCCGAAUCUGGCGGAGCCAUCUUAGGAAACGAAAGUAUGGACUCUCAGGGAAGCUCCGGAGAAUCAGAGCGUCCAUUAGGAGAUUUCUCAAAACGAAAGAGAAGUACAUCAGCACACUUGUCUUGUCCGCCCACUCCGCUGGUUAUCGUCCCAGAUCUCUCCCGUUCUGCUUUAAUGUGCAAAAUGUCUAGUUGGCAGAAGUCCAACCGUUCGCAGUACUCAGAACGGAUGGUCGAAGAUCCUCACGAAUCGGGCUCAGCUCCUUCUGACGACGAGAACGAUGCAGACUAUGUCGAUCACUCCGAGACAGAAGCCGCCAGCGAAAGCUUGCACCCAUCUAAGCGUCGCCGUAGAAGUCCAGGCGACGCUUCAUCAGCCUCUCAAGGAGAACCUAAAAAGUCAUCCUCGGAGUCCCCGCUGGCGGAUCAACCUGAGUCACCACAAGAAAAUUCGAGUCCGGAAAGUGAAUCAAUUCCUAUCCGGGGUUACCUCCGAUUACGAACUAAGGGAAGCGAGGUCAUUUACACUUUGGAGUUCUCACAGACACAUAUUUCCUCAUUAUUCACAGGCGAGCAGAUAGAGUCCCCUCGAUCACACCAGCGGGCGGCCUAUUCCGCGACAAAGACUCCAUAUUCGCCUGAGGAGGAUGCAUAUAUCAUUGACCUAAAAGCUAAGAAUCUCACCUGGGACGAGAUCGAAGAUCAAUUUGCGGAACGAUUUCCAUACCGGAAAAAGACAUCGCUACAGGUGCGUUAUUGUACCAAGUUGAACCCCUUGACGAAAGAAAGUAGAAAACGACGAAUUAAGAGUUGUCGGUAG
This is a messenger RNA of Talaromyces marneffei, 1560 nucleotides long. RefSeq lists its product as uncharacterized. The transcript has 2 exons. The record is from RefSeq and is a predicted model, not a curated record. The coding region runs from base 1 to 1560 and encodes 519 amino acids. Lineage: Eukaryota; Fungi; Ascomycota; Eurotiomycetes; Eurotiales; Trichocomaceae.